GGAGUGAAGGCACGAAGAUAUCUUGAAAAUAAUACGAUUAAAAAAUACGGCAGUAUGUCAAUGACGAAAGAUUUGAAAAGCUUUUAAAAAGCUUUUUAAAAACUAAAUAAUUUUAACAUAAUCUGCCUUAAGGUUUGUUUCUUAAAUUUCCAAACGUAUUGAAAUCUUUUUGAAUUAUUAUAUUGAGCCUUAAUAAAUUAAUUUUAUUUUGGCAAUCUGAGAUAUAAGAAAAGUAAGAAAAACAUUAUAUAUGGCUGAAAAAUUAUUUACAUUAUAUCAUAAUUGUUUUAGAUAAAAAAAUGUUUAAUAAGUUACAUAAGUUAAACGUCUUGCUUACACGCGAUGCAAAGUUAAGAAAAUUGAUUGUACUAAGUAUACCGACAAAAAAUAUCAUCGAUUUUCAUUAUCUAAAAGUAUUCUUCGGCUAAAGAUACCGACGAGCCCCACAACCGGGGGUAGGCAUGCAGGAUCCGCUCGGUCGAGUGGUGGUCUGCGGUUGAUAAGGACAUUCCAGGCGGUAACUUCGGACGUCUCGAUUGGCGGCUAUUUGGAGAGAGCGGUUCUUCAACCGGAGCUCUCAUCUUCGAGAGAUGCGACGUUCGCAGUCCGAGGUAGAACAGCAUCGACAUCGUGUCUUCCUCCAGGUAUCGGGUGGAUUAAACCAAAAAUUAAUUAAAAGAAAAGCCUCGCGUAUGCCUCGUAUUUUAUUGAAAGAGAGAAAGAAAAAAAAGUAACAUGCAAGUUGCGAGGUGAACGAGCGUACCGCGAUAGAUUCUCAUGAGAGCUGCGAUUUUUAUAGAUUUUAUCCCGAUAUAUAAGUCCGAUAAAAAAUAUAUCGAGAUAAAUGAAAAAGAAAAUAUUUUAGUAUUAUUAUGGGAGUUUCUCUGAUAAAAUCUGUGGCCGUUCCGCCUUCGUCUAACAAUAGAACACAUCGAGGCUUUGCUAUACGAACUCCGGGAUACUGGCUGCUGUUGAUCGCGGGUGCGUUCUUCGUCUGCUGUUUGUGGAAAACCGGAUCGAUCAGUCAUUGGAGCUCCAGCAUGCGCGCGAAAGCCUUGAUCCACUUUGACUUGUCGAUCCCGUCGUCAUCAUCGUCGUCGUUGUCGUCGUCAUCGUCGUCGACGACGUCACGUCGACCGCUCUUUGACAGGACCAACGCGAGACUGUCGCGCGACGCCGCGCGCCGGAAACAUCGCAGCACCCUGUCCAAAUACAUGCUGCAGCUGUACCAUAGGCGUCGACCGGACGCCGACGUCGUUCGCGCGAUUCAGCCAGUGCACACUUCCGGUCCGCUCAGCGACGGCGGCAGGAUUCUGGAAUUCGUGAUCCCGUCCGCGGGCGUCGACGAGACAUUGGAGGCCGCGGAACUGCUCGGGAUAGCUGGCGCGAUAGUCCGAGUGCGAUCAUUGAACGAUCUGUCGAUGACGAGGAGGAACGGAAGCGAGGAGAUCCGAAGAUCCAGAAAGGACGACGCCUGGCGGGCCUUUGACAUCACAUCCGCCGUCGCCGGCAGGAACGGCGACACCGUCAAGCUCUACAUUCACGGCAGGUUGACCUAUCAUCCUUACGGUGACGGUCCGAUCCUCCUGCUGAAUUACAGCAAGGCCAGAGACGGUCGGCGCCAUCGCCGAUCCGCGGAGGAGCAGGAGGAGCAGGAUCGCUGGGAGGACGAGCUGCCGCGAAGACGACGUCGGAACAGCUGCCGCCGGCGACCCAUGUACAUCGACUUCGCCCUGAUCGCGUACGACGAGUGGGUGGUCGCGCCGCCGGGAUACGAGGCUUAUCAAUGCAUUGGCAAGUGCUUCUUCCCGCUGGGCGAUCAUCUCAGCCCGACCAAACACGCGAUAGUGCAGACGUUGAUGCACGGCGCGGUCCAGGCCAGCGAGGAUCUCCGCGGCAACAAGUUUGUCGGUAGAGCCUGCUGCGUACCCACCAGACUGGCACCCACGAGUCUACUCUAUCUGGACGCGAGAGGUACUCUGACCUACGAGUACGGCUACGAGGACAUGGUUGUCUCCGAGUGCGGUUGUCGCUGAUUGAUUAUGUAAUGUAUUGGACCGUGCAUUUUAGACGCUGGACGACAAGUAUGUGUCUUUCGCUUUUUUAUUAACAGAAUUAACGUAAUAUUGCGUAGAAACGAGUGUACGAAAUGUAGAAUAUAAAUACAGUUGAACCAAGAUGCGUAACGAUCUUCUAAGAAGAGGAAAAGUAUUGCCUUAUCUUUAUCGUGUGUGAUGUCAAAAAGAAAAAUUGAAGUACAAUGUAAAAACAGACGAAUCAAAUAUAAAUUGUAUUUAAAAAUUUUCAUAUACAAAACGGUCUUGUUAAAACUGCGAUUAAUUUUUAAGAUAAUUAAGCAAGAAU
Messenger RNA from Wasmannia auropunctata (little fire ant), 2364 nucleotides. RefSeq names its product bone morphogenetic protein 2-like. Bases 873 to 2036 code for a protein of 387 amino acids. Gene Ontology annotation, biological process: BMP signaling pathway; SMAD protein signal transduction. Gene Ontology annotation, cellular component: extracellular region. The transcript has a single exon. Lineage: Eukaryota; Metazoa; Arthropoda; Insecta; Hymenoptera; Formicidae. The record is from RefSeq and is a predicted model, not a curated record. Gene Ontology annotation, molecular function: cytokine activity; growth factor activity.